GUUCUUUCUCUGUGCAAGGACUCUGUUCAAGCUCAAUGGCGGAGCCAGGUUUUUCAUUGAGGGGGUUCAGAAGUAAAUAUACGGACUAGUCGAAGGGGGUUGAACAUCUACUAUAUAUACGUAAAAAUAUUUUUGACCAUGACGAAGCCCCUGAAUUGUAUGUGGCUCCGCCACUGUUCAAGCUGACAGGGAUGAUCCUUCUCAACCUUUGGUUACAGCACCUUUUGGACAUGCUUCACAGGAAAUUGUAAACCUGUUGCUUUCUGGGGAAGCUGUUGCCAAUGGAUUUGGGUGGUGGCAUGUUUGUGAAGGGUAUCUCCACUAGGGUUGAAGUUGGAUUUCUUACUCUGCUAGAGUCCCUAAACUUCUGUAAAGUUGGCCUGCACUUGAAAUGGCCAAUAUGGGUUGUUGGCAGUGAAUCUCAUAACAGUUUCUUACUUGCUCUCGAUACAAAAGUUCAGGAGGAGAAUGAACUUGAAGGCAAGGAAACAAAGAUCCGUAGAGCUUUUGAUGCACGAGAUCAGAGCGGAGGUGGUGGGUUCAUUAGUGUGGAAGGGUUUCAUCAAGUCCUUAGGGAAACUAAUGUCAAUCUUCCAGCUGACAAGCUUCAAAACCUCUGUAUGGAGGCAGUGGAUACAUUGUAUGGAGUGAAUUCUGGCAGGGUCUUGUUGGACUUGGACAAGAGUUUUUUUUUUGGGAGGGAUGAAAGAUCCUAGUGGAUUAAUGGGGAAGAAGGCCUCUGAUCUUUACCACUUCAAUGGGAUUGCAAAAUCAGUUAUGAAUGGGAAACCAGGUUUCAUCUGGAAGUGAUUUUCCGGUACAAAGGCCUAGACUCACUACCUUCCAAUCUCAACUUCCCAAACUUCCUCUUGCAUGUAUCAGUUUUUCCAUAUACAGUGGAGUUCGUCGUUGGUCUAGUGAAAUAGUUCCAUAUCUCCCUUCCCCAACCAAUCAUCAAUAGUAAAACAUCAAGAACUUGAAAAGAAAAGGAAAGUACGUACCUUUUUAACUUUCCAUAAUAAGAGAUUUCAUCAAGUGAGAAGAGACCGAAUAACUCUUUGCAGUAGAUUGAAGAUCAUGCAGUGUGCACAGUGCCAAAAUGAAGUGCUGUAUAGAAGGAAAUAUAGGGCUAAAAUAGUGUAGCUAGAUAAGAACCAAAAUCCCCGACAAUAUAUACCAUGAUG
Molecule: messenger RNA, 1184 nt
Organism: Capsicum annuum
Lineage: Eukaryota; Viridiplantae; Streptophyta; Magnoliopsida; Solanales; Solanaceae
Product: ubiquitin carboxyl-terminal hydrolase MINDY-3-like
Exons: 2
Coding region: 282-716 (144 amino acids)
Biological process (GO): protein K48-linked deubiquitination
Molecular function (GO): K48-linked deubiquitinase activity; cysteine-type deubiquitinase activity
Source: RefSeq, a predicted model, not a curated record